UGCUUGUCGUUUCCAAUAGGAACAAAUGAGUCAUAGUGGGCAGAACAAGCAAGGAUGGGGGCAGAGCCAAGCAUGCAUUAGCGAUAUCCAUUUGCGCGUUCUAGUAUAUAGUGGCAUAUUUCCCGUAAGGGAACGCCUACUCUGUGAAGUGCGCGUGUGCAAUACCUCAAUUAGCCUUUGCACUCCUAAACAGCGCGAUUUCUACGUUUACAAGGGCUGUAGAGCAUUUCGCCGGUAGUCAGAACGAAAACUGGAGAGACCUAUUGACACAUAAGGACCACACACUCAAAGAUCGUAACGCUUGGGAAAUCAUCAUGGGCAUCAAAUUCCUGGAGGUAAUAAAGCCAUUCUGCGCAGUAUUACCUGAAAUCCAGAAACCUGAAAGAAAGAUCCAGUUCAGAGAGAAGGUACUAUGGACAGCCAUCACUCUCUUCAUUUUCCUUGUCUGCUGCCAGAUUCCCCUUUUUGGCAUCAUGUCCUCAGACUCUGCAGAUCCCUUCUACUGGAUGAGAGUCAUUCUGGCCUCCAACAGAGGUACACUGAUGGAGCUGGGAAUCUCUCCCAUAGUCACCUCCGGCCUAAUCAUGCAGCUCCUGGCCGGAGCUAAGAUCAUUGAGGUGGGAGACACCCCCAAAGACAGGGCCCUCUUCAACGGAGCACAGAAAUUGUUUGGUAUGAUCAUCACCAUUGGUCAGGCCAUCGUGUAUGUGAUGACUGGAAUGUACGGAGACCCCUCUGAUAUGGGCGCUGGGAUCUGUCUGCUCAUCAUCAUCCAGCUGUUUGUGGCAGGUCUAAUCGUGCUGCUGCUGGAUGAGCUGCUGCAGAAGGGCUAUGGUCUGGGCUCUGGUAUUUCCCUGUUCAUUGCCACCAACAUCUGUGAGACAAUUGUCUGGAAGGCCUUCAGCCCCACCACUGUCAACACUGGCAGAGGUACAGAGUUUGAGGGAGCCAUCAUUGCCCUCUUCCACCUGCUGGCCACGCGAACAGACAAAGUGCGCGCCCUGAGAGAGGCCUUCUACCGCCAGAACCUGCCAAAUCUUUUGAACCUCCUUGCCACCGUUUUCGUCUUUGGUGUAGUCAUAUACUUCCAGGGCUUCAGGGUGGACCUGCCCAUCAAGUCUGCCCGUUACCGUGGCCAGUACAACACUUAUCCCAUCAAGCUCUUCUACACCUCCAACAUUCCUAUCAUCCUCCAGUCUGCCCUUGUGUCCAACCUGUACGUCAUCUCUCAGAUGCUCUCCACUCGCUUCAGUGGCAACUUCCUGGUUAACCUGCUGGGCACCUGGUCUGACACAUCGUCAGGCGGUCCAGCUCGUGCCUACCCAGUGGGUGGGCUCUGUUACUACUUCUCUCCCCCGGAGUCGUUUGGCUCGGUCCUAGACGACCCCAUCCACGCUGCCAUCUACAUCUGCUUCAUGCUGGGCUCCUGUGCCUUUUUCUCCAAGACCUGGAUCGAGGUGUCUGGCUCUUCUGCCAAAGAUGUGGCUAAGCAGCUAAAGGAGCAGCAAAUGGUGAUGAGGGGACACAGAGAGACCUCCAUGGUUCAUGAACUCAACAGGUACAUCCCCACAGCGGCGGCCUUUGGUGGUCUCUGUAUCGGCGGUCUAUCUGUCAUGGCAGACUUCCUGGGUGCUAUUGGCUCUGGCACGGGUAUCCUGCUGGCCGUCACCAUUAUUUACCAGUACUUUGAGAUAUUCGUCAAGGAGCAGAGUGAAGUGGGCAGCAUGGGAGCCCUGCUCUUCUAGUCCGACACCUGGCUGCAACACCUGUGACGAAGCAACCGGCUUAAUGGACAUGGACAUGCCCCAGAUCAGACCAAGUCCUACAAAACUCUUAUUAUUCACAUUAUUUUAUGUCCAUUUACAUUUUUUUUUAUCUGCACAAUGAAUCUGUUCUCUCCUGUGUCAUUUUCCGGAUGAUUUCUGGCAUCUCCCCUGACAUAGCCUACAGGAGGUUCAGCCCAAACAGAAUGGUGUGUGUAGUGAAGUGGUGGGACUGACUACAUCCUGACAUUCACAACACUCUGAUCAACUGCUUUGUAACAGUUUGCCUGAGACUGGUUAGCCUCCUCAGGGUCAUCUGAAGUGUUUCAUAUCUAUUAAAAUGGUCUGAUCCACAAGCGUUUAUGAGGGGGCGGGAGUGUUGUCCCUUUUCAGACUGCGACAACGGCUCUGUAGUAUACAAGCAUGUAUACUGCACUGGGAUGAGGGAAGUCCCUCUUACUGGGCUGACGUCAUACAACCAACACAGUAUACAUAGGAACGCUUUGGUUUUCUGCUUAAAUUCCAUCACCUCAAUUACCUGGAGGAUAUAGGCAUGAAUGUAGUGUACCUUCACAACUGGGCUCUUUAGUAUGUUUUUUUUUGAGUGGCCAUCAGAUUUUGACCUGAUGGCCACUCAUUUCACUGAUUGAGUAGCAAGGGAAGGUUUGGUCAAGACUCUCUGAAUAUAACCAUGUUUGUCCGCCAGACAUGUGACUGUUUAAAGCCGCGCUCCAAUAAUACUGUAGGAUCAGAAAGUUCAGCGUAGGGCUCUUAGAAUGUGGUGCAGCUUUGUCAAGUGUUUACUUUUUAUGAAAGUGUGCAUUGGAAGAGUUAUCAAGUGAACCACUCGUAGGUCCUCUGAAACUGGGCUGAAGGGAGGUGGUGUACGUUUAGGGAGAUGUAAUCGUACUUAUAUGCCACAUUCAUACCUUUUUGCCCAUUUUGUUGGGUGAGGAAAGAUUGUUUUUGUUAUUUUUUUUUUUUGUCUGCUUUGAGCAUGACUGUAUUAAACACUUUCACACCGUGAAUUUUGGUUCUGUAUAUACACCAAGCAUUGAGUUCAUCUACAGUGUAAAAUAACAGGGGGUUUUUUAUAUGUAAAAAUGCUGUUCUGAACAAAUGUAUUCUGGGAAGAAAAAAAAUAAUUCUCAAUAAAAACUCAUUUUGGGGAAA
Messenger RNA from Oncorhynchus mykiss (rainbow trout), 2936 nucleotides. Lineage: Eukaryota; Metazoa; Chordata; Actinopteri; Salmoniformes; Salmonidae. The record is from RefSeq and is a predicted model, not a curated record.